Molecule: messenger RNA, 1308 nt
Organism: Sinocyclocheilus grahami
Lineage: Eukaryota; Metazoa; Chordata; Actinopteri; Cypriniformes; Cyprinidae
Product: piezo-type mechanosensitive ion channel component 1-like
Exons: 8
Cellular component (GO): membrane
Molecular function (GO): mechanosensitive monoatomic ion channel activity
Source: RefSeq, a predicted model, not a curated record
GCUAUCAUCUAUACAGAGGUCAUGGUGGUGGUCAAAUACCUGUUUCAGUUUGGCUUCUUCCCGUGGAAUACGGAGUAUGAGCUAAAGUUAAAUGAGGACAAGCCGUUCUUCCCUCCUCGCAUCCUGGGCCUGGAGAAAACUAACAACUUCAUCCGUUAUGAUUUGCUCCAGCUAUUGGCCCUUUUCUUUCACCGGUCACUUCUCCAGCGUUAUGGUCUCUGGGACGGCCCUCUGGAAGAGAGGAGCAAUCUUUCAUCUGCAGAGAAGAGCAAGAAUGAAAGAGAUGAGAAUGUCUUUCAGCUCUCAGAUGAAGAGGACAGCCGAGCACAGGCAGAGCCCGACACGAAGGUGCUGUCAAUGACACCAUCGACAGAAACACCGACCGAUGCUGAAUUACAGACUGACCCAGAACCCGACAUACAAACAAAUACCACAGAAACCCUUGAUACAGUGAAGGAGGGUGGAAAGAAGAAGAGUCAUUUCCUUCGCUUCCGCAAGAAAAAACAGUCAGAAGAAGACACUAGACAGAAAGAACCCAAGAAGAAGAAGAAAAAGAAGUCAAAGAAAUGCAGCGAGGACACCAGUAAAAAACUAUUGAAUGCUAUUGGAGGAAAACUCAAAGGACUUUUCUUAUCCAUAGUCAAGAAUGUCUAUAAGCCAACCUGUGGAUUCUUCCAAAACAUCCUUCAUGCAGAGUAUCGGGCAGCUACUGAUGUCUACGCUCUUAUGUUUCUUACUGAUGUGGUGGAUUUUAUCAUCGUCAUCUUCGGUUUCUGGGCUUUUGGAAAAUACUCGGCGGCAGCAGACAUAGCCUCCUCUCUGUCUGAGGACCAGGUCCCCGAGGCGUUUCUAGUCAUGCUCCUCAUUCAGUUCAGCACCAUGAUCAUUGACCGUGCACUCUAUUUGCGGAAGAGCAUCUUGGGAAAGCUCAUCUUCCAGGUUAUACUGGUUUUUGGUAUCCACCUGUGGAUGUUCUUCAUUCUUCCUGCUGUCACUGAGAGGAUGUUCAAUCAUAACUCAGUGGCCCAGCUCUGGUAUUUUUUCAAGUGCAUCUACUUCACUUUGUCAGCGUAUCAGAUCCGUUGUGGCUACCCUACACGAAUCCUUGGAAACUUCCUGACCAAGAAAUUCAAUCACCUCAACCUCUUCCUUUUCCAAGGGUUCCGCCUCGUUCCGUUUUUAGUUGAGCUUCGAGCAGUGAUGGACUGGGUUUGGACAGAUACGACACUGUCUCUCUCUAACUGGAUGUGUGUAGAGGACAUCUACGCUAAUAUCUUCAUCAUCAAGUGCAGCCGAGAGACAGAAAAG